Auxenochlorella protothecoides is the source of this 693-nucleotide messenger RNA. RefSeq lists its product as hypothetical. Lineage: Eukaryota; Viridiplantae; Chlorophyta; Trebouxiophyceae; Chlorellales; Chlorellaceae. The record is from RefSeq and is a predicted model, not a curated record. Bases 1 to 693 code for a protein of 230 amino acids. The transcript has 4 exons.
AUGGAGGCCAACACUGUGACCAUCGCUGUCAUUCCCGCGAUGAAGGCGUCCACCGACGGUCCAACUAACGCACGAGCCCCACUGGCCCACGGAGAAGGUGACUCCCAGAUCACCGGCGAGACUGAGGUCCACACCAAGAUCGACCCUCAAAUUGCUGAUUCCGACGCUGAGCCUGUGCUGCGCAGCGAUCUGGCCGAAGCCAACGCCUCCAUGGACACCAAUGCUGCCCUAUUGAAGAAGGCCUGCUCCCUCCCAAACUACACGGAGCACGCCGAGGCACUCGCUGAGGAAAGGGCCUUCCUGAAUGCCAUGCUCCGGCGGGCCGCCCACCGCCAGGCCGAGACGGAUGCCAAAUUUGUGAGGUUCAAGGCCGAGGUCAUUGCCAGGGAGGCGCGCACUCUGGCGCACGCUGUUGCGGAGACAGCGGUGCUGCGCGCACAGCUGGCUGAGGCCCAGGCAGCUUCCCAGGCCCUAGCAGAGGUGCGCGGAGUCGUGGAGGUUGACAAGAACGGCUCCUUCUCCAUCAAGGCUGGCCCGACCAAGGAUCCCUUCAACCUCAAGAAGUUCAGCUUCUUGCGCCAGGCUGCGGAGAAGGCUGUUCCAGCCCCGCACCCGCAGCGCAAGCCAGCCGCAGCAAAGCGGGCGAGCUGGCGCUCCCUCUUCUGCAUGGGUCCCAUGCGUGCCUCCACGUAG